This is a messenger RNA of Opisthorchis viverrini, 5376 nucleotides long. RefSeq lists its product as hypothetical. The transcript is spliced from 8 exons. The record is from RefSeq and is a predicted model, not a curated record. The annotation marks the transcript as partial. NCBI's taxonomy places the organism in Eukaryota, Metazoa, Platyhelminthes, Trematoda, Opisthorchiida, Opisthorchiidae. Gene Ontology annotation, molecular function: metal ion binding.
CCCGAAUUAACUGGCCUUCUGCCUGUUCCUGCGUACAAACUGCAAAAUGCCACACCUAUAGCGCGCGAUGUAUGCUCUGACGGGAAUGUAUGCAUCCGCGCACUUUCUACAGGCUCCAGUCUUCGUCCACCUAUACUCGAUUCGUCAUAAUAUCAGCCAUUUGCCCUAAUGUCAGCCAUAAGUUCAGAUUGCAAGUCCACGUCACAAGGAGCUACGUCCGAACCUGCGAUUUGUCGUGAUUAUCUUCGUAAUGUGUGUAAGCGCGGCCGCAGAUGUAAAUUCUGGCAUCCUCCUCAGAUGGAAUGUGACAAAAUACGGCGUUCGGAACGGAUUUUCUGUCAUGACUAUCAAAAUUCCAUAUGUCGUAGACCAGCUUGUAAAUUUCUACACUACAGUCGUGAGGAUGAAGAGAUCUUUCGUCUCACCGGACUUCUGCCAAACGAACUCGAUCAAAAUCAUGAUGGAUCGAAUCCUAACUCAACGAUCGAGGAGAUGCCGCCGGUUUGCAAGGACUAUCUCAACGGCAUUUGUUCACGUGGUCCCGCUUGCAAGUACCGCCACAUUUCCACCCCAAUGGACAAACGACCACUCCGUGCAAACAUGGAUAACUUGACUCAAUUUCGACUGGAUCACUUACCAGAAGACCCAAACACAGCCUUAUCAUCUUCCCGUAGUGCACCCAUGCUCUCGAAUCAGAUCAGCUCCAGAGGAGUUAUUCCUUUACAACCACCCACUGCUACAGCAUUAAUGGCUGUUGCUACGUCCCUUCCCAGUUCUGAUAGAUCUCAUCCAUCGCAACCACUUUCCAUUAGUUCCAAUAUCGUUUCAGCCUCAGACUCAAUUGCAACUCCGAUGAAAGACAUGUAUGUAAGUAGCAAUGCACAACCUGCGCCACUUGUUGGUGUUGUGGAUCAUGUGGGGCUGUCGUCUUCCAAUAUCCAGCACACGUUGUAUGCCCAUCCUCAUAGUUUGGGAACAUUCACUCCUUUGGUAUCAGUUUCCAGCACUAGUCAACCCGUACCCUGUUCUUCAGUACUAGCUGUGGUCGCAGAAUCCUCUCAUCACCCGGCGGCGGUGCUGCAACAUCCUAAUGCUGUGGCUACAUCGCAGACAACUUACCAUUUGCUUUCAAAUACCCCUACACCUAUACAGCCACAUUUACUCUCAUCUAGUUCCUCCGUGUCCUCAGCACCAACUCUCCUCACAAUUCCACUACCUCAGUUCGCCUGUGACAGUACAACCACUGGCGCGCUACUCAGCUCCCAUGGAAAUUCCGCGUGUACGACCCACCAACAUCCCAGUGUUCUGACCAGUGUGUUGCCCGCAAGUGGCGCACUAACAAACACUUCUGGCACAUGCUUUUCUUCCUACAAUGUCCUGCAAAUUACGCCUUCGUCUGCUGUAGAAACGCAUGCUGUUCCAGUAUUUGCAACUCAGCACCCGGUUUCCGGAGCAGUAACCACCUCGGUUUCUUCGUCAACCUCUGCUGUCCUAGCCGCGGCAGCAGCUGCUGGUUACUGGGCCCAACACCUCCCAGUCGUAGGUGGCGCACCCGGUAGUGUUAGUGUUUCUGCUUCACCAUCACGCCUUACGCCAACAGUCAGUGGUGGGAACCUUCGUUACGGUUUAAAACACGAUCUAAUCGAAAGCGGUAAUCAUGAUUCUGCGGCACUUGCUGCCGCUGCUAACCUUCCAGCCGUCUCAGCCGCUGCUGCUGCUGCCGUAGCUGCUGCCAAAGCCUUUGUGGCUCGGACUACUCCUGUGUCAUCUGAUCAUGCGGUUUGCUCCUCUGACAAUCCCCAGUGCCGUGUGAAUAAUUUUCAAGAUUCUGCUAUGGUACAAAAUUCCAGUCAAGUGAAACCUCCUGCAAGCAACACUGAUGAGUCUCAAGGAGUACACCAUCAAGCACCUGCGUGCUGUCUUACUGCUACCAUAAACACAGCCACUAUGACUACUGCAACUGUCACUGGGCCACAGUCGCAUUCACACACCGCUCCACCGGCGGUCACAUCCUCGCACCUAUCAUCCUCCAGCUCCUGUUUCCUUCAUCCCAACGAAGAAGAGGAAGAACAACAUGCAAAAACCGCCGCAGCGGUUGCCGCCGCUGCUUGCAUCGGUAGGUCUUUUUGGCUACGUGCCAUGUUUUCACAACCCCUGGGUACUGCUAGUUCAACAUCGUCCUCUGUGGCAGCCAUGUUGGGAGACCUAAUGGGGCAAAAUCACCUUAAUCUGAAAUCCACCCGAUCAAAUCAUCAUUCUGGAGAAUUCAAUCCCCAAUCAUCACGUUCCUUUCCCGAUGACUACAAAUCUGCUAUGCCAGAAGAUAACGAUGACAGCUGUCACGCAAAUGAGGGGGAUAGCCGCGCGUUUCCUGGCGAUGGACCUCUAUGUGCACACGAAUGUAACGAUCAAAGCAGCCUGUCCGUAUCACAUACAACUAACGACUCCGCAGAUGUCUCCGUAUCAAUGACAGAUGGACGGGCUUUCAGCCAUCCACACAUGGAAUUCGCCAAUUCCUCUGCUUGGUCAAGUGUUGCAACCACUGUCGCCUCCGCUGCCCAGGCAGCUGCAGCAGCGGCAGUGGUCGCCACGCAAGCCGUCACCCGGUCAGCCAAAUUCUAUCAACUUGCCCGAAAGAACCAGCAUCAAUCGGAGGUGUCCUCUCGAGCUACUUCCCAUCUAGGGGCAUCGGACGAUACUACAACGGGUGACCCAUCAAGCCAGUCUGCAGCACAGUCGCCACCAGCCGAUCCAGGCCGCCCCAGUCUCUCGCCCAAUACCGCCGUUACGAUGACUGCUGCUGUUAUGGCCGCUGCCGCGGCUACGGCUGCCGCCAAGCAGCAUCGAAUCCUAUCUGGAGUACGACAUUCUCCAUACGCUGAAUGUGCGGAAACUCCUUACGUCAAACAACCCAGAAUUACCUUACAACCCAAAGAAUUCUCUGAUGCCGAGGAUUCGGAAUAUUCUAUUACUUGUGAUGAUGCCGAUCGGUAUACCCAGCUGAAGCGGAUAUUAAAAGGUCGUUCUGCUGCGAGUAUGUACGGUUACGUUAGACUGAGGCGAAACUCACUUGAAGUUGAGGAGGAUGAGGAGGAUCCCGAUGCUUUCGAAGAUGACGUCGCUACGGCCAUGUCUAUCGCACUCUCUCCGGAAGUGACACCGCCCUAUGGAAUUCCAAUCAAACGAAAAAAACACCACCACCGCGACUCAAUGUAUACUAACCAGACUGAUGAUUCGCAUCCGGGAUCUGAAUACACUAGUCCGUCGGACACUUUCGAUGGGGAACAUUACCACAAUUCAAGGCAAAACAAUGAAAGUCAUAUCCAAACAGAACAUAAACUAAGGUCAUCCAUUAACUGUUUGAACCACACACGUGGUGGAUUGAUAAAUGUUCCUAUCAGUACCGAAACGAGUGACGUGCCUUGUAUCCCAAAAACGGUUUCGCCAAGCACAGGAGCCAUCACUACAUCGAAUUUCAGUCCGCUAAGACCCCAGCGUUGUCGGUCUCAGUCAAUCACCAUCUCAUCAAGCGGUCUACUCCCAACAUCCCUUCGACGAGCACAUUCAGCCCCUUCCUUGAGAUCAGGAGUUAUUUCGACCCAGCUCAUCAUUCCUUCUGAUGCAUCGCGCGCGCGGUCAACUAUUCAAAGUAGCAUAACCUCUGGGAUAACAAAGAAUACACGUGAGAUUGCACCAAACUUAUCGUCACCGUCUGCAAAUGAAUCCCACCCACUUAAUUUGAAAACUGUCCACACCCCCAGAUCUCCUUUUAAACCACAUCUUCCGGUAUCUCGUCUAGCAUACGACCGAAAGCCUCAUCCACGCUCUCCACACAUCAAACCCGGUAUCCUCUCACGGUCUGCGAAAUCCACCAAGAAAUUAGUUGUGCAGCAAAGAUCAGAAACACGGUCUCAGGCAACGGCAUCUCCUGACUCCAUCAUGACAGAGGAUCUUAGCGGCCAUGAUGAUAUUGACGAUCCGGAAUUCAUAGACACCGAAGAUUAUGACGAUGAGUUGUUUGACCUACGAUCGAGAAACCCGUCGUUAAAACGACCAGCACCACUGGGGAGAAAUCGAUGGAGGAUUCCUGGCCGUCUACCGAACUGUUCAGCAUCUAUGAGACAGCACCAUGCACUUAGGGCGGAAAAUGCCCGUUUACGUCGUAAACUGUCUGAACUGAUGCGGCAGCGUGGAGACCUCCGAGCUGCGAACGAAAUUUUGCUAGAACAAAAUGCUCGGUUACGUCACUCGAGUAAACGGGUCUCAGCAGUCGCUCGAAUGGCCGAAUCAGCCACCAAGAUAAUCGAGGCUCAUAGCAAAUCUCAGCUUUCGCAACCAGCUCAUCAACCCCUAACACCUUCUGUCUUUCCUUCGGUGGAUCCGCAAAUGUCACAGCUGACGAAUCGGUUUUCGCUCACUCAUGCUGCCGCUGCUGCUGCUGCGGCAGCAGUUGCACAGCAGGAACAACAUUCCACCGCUCCGACUAUUCAUGGUGUUUACGUAUCGUCCCCCACGACGUCCACCACGCAGCAAGCUUCACAGGCUGUCACCGCCCUUGGAGGUCAUCAUCCUAUUUUUCCUUCGGCUAUGGUCACUGGUAGUGUACCUGGUGCUAUAGCGCUGUCUAACUCCCACCAGUCUCUGGCUGCUGUGCAAAUACGAGCAUCUACGGAUUCCCUGGUUCCUACUUCCGUGGCUCCACAACCACAGAACAUAGUACAGCAACAAUCCAUGGAUGGUCAACAACAUCCCGUGUCAAGUUUCUAUCAACAUCAUAGUUCCAAUGCCAGCGCCCUCCAAAUGGAUGUAGACGCUGCCAAGCAGUGGUCGUUGGACUGGCACCUUCCUCUGAAUGAUGAAAAGUGCGUCCAUGUGUCGUUUGGAGGGGAUUCAGCGAAUGCCUUUGUUAUGCAUGGUGAAAAGGGACCAGAAAACAUCAUGAGGAUAGAUGCCAAAAAAGAUUUAGGCAUCUGGGUCUCCUCAAACUUGUCCUUCGCACUACACCAUGAGAAAUCGGCCCAAAAGGCAUUCGCCGUUUUACGGAUGAUCCGACGUACCUUCUCCCGUAUUACUCGCAUGGACUUCCAAAUACUCUAUGGGGCCUACGUCAGACCGCUCCUGGAGUACGCCAACCAAGUUGUCUACUCAGGACGUACGAAAGACGUUACCCUCAUUGAGCGUGUCCAGCGGGCCGCCACGAGAAUGGUUGCCGGCCUCAAGUCCGUGGACUACGAAACGCGUCUCGCGACGCUUGAUCUCUUUCCCCUGGAGUACCGUCGCCUCCGAGGGGACCUAAUUCUUACCUACGCCCUGUUUGAACAAAGCUUGGCAAACAGGUUUUUUACCGUUGACCCAGCAAACACCCGGCGGGGACAU